UACUUGGCAAUGCAACUAUCAGUAAAGUGAACUGUUUGGUAUCGCUCGGCGCCAAUCCUGUGUCUGUAUGACCAGACUUACUGUGGUCGCGCAUAGAAGCCGUUUAUUCCUUGGGUCGGCUCGUCUUUCCAUUCCCCCCUCAUUGGCACCGAGAGACCGCAAGCGGCCUUCUGAUCGUACUCGUAUCACUCCUUUGCUGCAUGAGGCAGCUGGAAACUGCAUGGGAAAUAGCCAUGGAUAUAACCCCCAUCUCUGCCUGUGAUCGAGUGUUUCGCACGCUAACCGAUCAUCCCAGAAUUCACGAUGUCCUCGGGCGCAGCUCCCGACAUUGUAGACGCAGCGGCUGCGGACUACCCAGUUGUAGCAAAGGGCAUGAAAGACGAGUCCAUCAUUGAGAAGCAAGAGCCUCAGACUUCGACAUCCGAGGAGCUGGUGGGUCCCAAUGGCGAGCAAUACCCCGCUGACGAAGAUUGGGCCACCCUACGACGUGUCUAUGGCAAAGUCGACUGGAUGAUCUAUGUCAUCGGCAUAGUCGAGAUGUGCGAGAGAUUCGCUUACUAUGGAACUACAGCUGUCUUCGUCAACUUCAUUCAGCAGGACCUUCCUACUGAAGGGCCUUUCCCGUCAGCGGGUGCUGCUGGCACAGAUGGUCAAGCUGGUGCCCUUGGCAUGGGCCAGCAGGCUUCCACUGGACUCGUUCAGUUCAACCAGUUCUUCUCAUACGUUAUGCCUAUGGUUGGGGGCUGGCUUGCUGACGAGUAUUGGGGAAAGUUCAAGACCAUCUACGUCGCCAUUGUGCUAGCUACAGCCGGCCACGUCUUGAUCAUCAUUGCUGCCAUUCCACGAGUCAUCGCGACUCCCAACGGAGCACUGGCCGCGUUCAUUUUGGGCCUGAUCCUUCUCGGGAGUGGAGUCGGCUUCUUCAAGUGCUGCAUCUCUCCCCUCGUGGCUGAGCAGUAUGAACACAGUCACCCAAGGGCUUACCUUCGUACUGAACAGAGCGGCGAACGGGUGAUUGUCGACCCUGGCAUCACCAUCUCGCGUGUGUACAUGCGAUACUAUCUGCUCAUCAAUAUCGGCGCUCUCAUUGGCCAGAUCUCCAUGGUCUACGCCGAGAAGUAUGUUGGAUUCUGGUUGUCUUACCUCCUGCCCACUAUCCUGUUCAUCUUCUGCCCUCUUCUGAUGGUAGGCUUGAGUAAGCACUAUGUCAAGAAGCCUCCACAGGGAGACGUGCUAGUUAAGGCGGCUAAAUUGUAUGGCUUUGCAAUGCGUGGAAGGUGGUCGCUGAACCCUGUCGGCACCUGGAGGAACUUAUCUGCACCCAACUUGUGGGAUGGCGCUAAGCCUAGCAACCUUGCUACCAAGCCCAACUGGAUGACGUUUGACGACGCUUGGGUCGACGAAGUGCGACGUGGUAUCAAAGCAUGUCAGGUGUUCCUGUGGUUGCCGAUCUUCUGGCUUCCUUAUGGUCAGAUGUCGACCAACUUGGUCUCACAGGCAGCUACUAUGAAGCUGAACGGUGUUCCAAAUGACGUCAUUAACAACCUGAACCCGUUCACACUCAUCAUAUUCAUUCCUAUCUUCGAUAAACUUUUCUAUCCGCAGCUUGCGCGAAUGGGCAUCAACUUUACCCCUCUAAAGAAGAUCCAGGCUGGCUUCGCUUGUGCAAUGCUUAGCAUGGUCGUAGCGGCGCUCAUCCAGCACUUCAUCUAUGAGAAGUCGCCUUGCGGCAAGUACGCAAGCGACUGCGACGAGCUCGGCCCACCAGACUUUACUGUGUGGGUGCAGACACCCGCAUACGUGCUCAUCGCCUUCUCGGAAAUCUUCGCAUCGAUCACUGGUCUUGAGUACGCCUACACCAAGGCGCCAAAGAACAUGCGAUCGUUGGUCACCGGUGUGUUCUGGUUUACGCACGCUUUUUCUUCUGCGAUUGCUCAGGCUUUCGUUCCACUGGCUACAGACCCUUUGUUGGUGUGGCUGUAUGUUACGAUUGCCAUUUUGACCUUCUUUGGAUGGAUUGCGUUUUGGUGGACUUUCAGGGCUCUAGACAGGGAGAACGAUGCUCUUGACAAGCUUCCCGAGGGUGACUACCAUUCGAACUCCGAGGUGCUGGCAACGAAGACUGAGUCUGUGGAGAAGGCAUAGGCUUACACUUCCACCGUCUGCUGGUCUUCGAUACACAACACGGCAACUUGGGACAUGGUUCAAAUUCGUGAACGUGGUGCUCGACUUCGG
This is a messenger RNA of Macroventuria anomochaeta, 2235 nucleotides long. Its product is annotated as peptide transporter PTR2-A. Gene Ontology annotation, biological process: oligopeptide transport; transmembrane transport. Lineage: Eukaryota; Fungi; Ascomycota; Dothideomycetes; Pleosporales; Didymellaceae. The coding region runs from base 304 to 2145 and encodes 613 amino acids. Gene Ontology annotation, cellular component: membrane. Gene Ontology annotation, molecular function: dipeptide transmembrane transporter activity. The transcript is spliced from 5 exons. The record is from RefSeq and is a predicted model, not a curated record.